Brassica oleracea var. oleracea is the source of this 2127-nucleotide messenger RNA. Its product is annotated as serine/threonine protein phosphatase 2A 59 kDa regulatory subunit B' gamma isoform. Gene Ontology annotation, biological process: signal transduction. Gene Ontology annotation, cellular component: protein phosphatase type 2A complex. Gene Ontology annotation, molecular function: protein phosphatase regulator activity. The record is from RefSeq and is a predicted model, not a curated record. The transcript has 3 exons. The coding region runs from base 360 to 1853 and encodes 497 amino acids. NCBI's taxonomy places the organism in Eukaryota, Viridiplantae, Streptophyta, Magnoliopsida, Brassicales, Brassicaceae.
GAAAAAAAACUAGAGAAGGGAGAGAAAUAGUGAGAGUCGAGAGACAAUUAUUUUUAAUUUGUUUCAUUACAACCUUAAAUAGUCAUACUCUGUCCUGUAUCUUCUCAGAUUAUUUUCUCUAAUUAGCUGCUGCUGUGCUUCGUUGCCUUGUCUUCUUUCUCUCCUGCCUUGUCUCUUUUUCUCGAUUCAGUUUCUAAGGAGAGAGAGAAAAGGGUUUAUCACAAGAUCACUUGAAGCUCGCAUUUCUUAGGGUUUGAGUGCCCAGAUCUCAAUUGGCCGUUCAAUGAUAAGGGGUUUCCAGUUAGAAGCAAGAUAAUUUAGGGCUUUUAAUUCCUUGUGGCUAAGGGUUAUCGAUAGAUAUGAUGAAGCAGAUAUUUGGGAAAUUACCCAAAAAAACUUCCAAAUCAUCCAAUCCAAACGUAGAAGGGCAUCACGUCCCUCCCAGCUCAAAACCUUCAAACUCAAAUGCACCCAAUGGGACCAUUGCUCCUUCCUCAAACAGAGCCACCAAUGGGGUUUUUGAAGCCCUGCCUAGCUUCAGAGACGUUCCCACCUCAGAGAAACCAAACCUCUUCAUCAAGAAACUGACUCUAUGCUGCGUCGUGUUCGACUUCACCGACCCUUCCAAGAAUCUCAGAGAGAAAGAGAUAAAGAGGCAGACUUUGCUCGAGCUCGUUGACUACAUCUCCACCGUCUCCACUAAGUUCACCGACGCUGCGAUGCAAGAGAUUGCCAAACUGGCUGUGGUUAAUCUCUUCAGGGAGUUCCCUUCCGCGAAUCAAGAAAGCAAGAUCCUGGAAACGCUCGAUGGUGAUGAUGAGGAGCCUGCUUUAGAGCCCGCUUGGCCUCACCUUCAAGUUGUCUACGAGCUUCUCCUUAGAUUCGUGGCCUCGUCCAUGACUGAUGCCAAGCUUGCAAAGAGAUAUAUCGACCAUUCUUUCGUCUUGAAGCUCUUGGAUUUGUUUGACUCUGAAGACCAGAGAGAGAGGGAGUAUCUGAAGACCAUUCUCCAUCGAAUCUACGGGAAGUUCAUGGUCCAUCGACCUUUUAUAAGAAAAGCUAUCAACAAUAUCUUCUACAGGUUCAUGUUCGAAACCGAAAAGCAUAACGGUAUUGCGGAGCUGCUUGAGAUUCUUGGAAGUAUAAUCAACGGUUUCGCUUUGCCGUUGAAAGAAGAGCACAAGCUCUUCCUUGUCCGGGCUUUGAUACCACUGCACAGACCUAAAUGCGCUGCGGCUUAUCACCAGCAGCUUUGUUACUGCAUUGUUCAGUUUGUAGAGAAAGACUUCAAGCUUGCUGACACGGUCAUUAGAGGGCUUCUGAAGUAUUGGCCUGUGACUAACAGUUCAAAGGAAGUUAUGUUCCUUGGUGAGUUGGAAGAAGUCUUGGAAGCAACGCAAGCCGCUGAGUUUCAGCGGUGUAUGGUUCCUUUGUUCCGUCGAAUCGCAAGAUGCAUCAACAGUUCGCAUUUUCAGGUGGCUGAAAGAGCUCUGUUUCUGUGGAACAACGACCACAUAAGAAACCUGAUUACUCAAAACUAUAAAGUGAUAAUGCCGAUUGUGUUCCCGGCUAUGGAGAGGAACACGCGGGGCCAUUGGCACCAAGCGGUUCAGAGUCUGACUUUGAAUGUCAGAAAGGUACUGGCAGAGACAGACCAGGCUCUGUUUGAUGAAUGCUUAGCCAAGUUCCAAGAAGACGAGGUGAAUACAACCGAGGUUGUAGUUAAACGAGAAGCAACAUGGAAGCUUUUGGAAGACUUGGCGGCUUCCAAAACCGUGAGCAACGAGGCAGUGCUGCUCUCAAGGUUUUCAUCUUCGGUUACACUUGCCACUGGGAAAACUUCUGCUAGUUGAACACUUUCAAAAGAUCCAGCAGAGUUUUAUGAAACCAUUAGAAACAUCAGGAUCAGUACUUAAAAUGGAGAAACCGAAGCGGAAUGAGAUGAUCAUCGAAGAGGAGCAGUGUCAUCAGUGAAUACUUUUAACAUUUAUUUUUUUCAGGUUUCUGGAAUCAAGGGUUGCUCACUUAUUAGUUGUUUCUGAUCUCUUUUUUAUUGUCAGCUCUUAAAAGGAGUUGCAAAAAACAAUAUGUUGUGUAAUAAAUUGGUUCUAUAGAUAUAGUUCUUCA